AUGUCGUCUCUUAGCAGGGAGCUAGUUUUCCUCAUCCUGCAGUUCCUUGAUGAGAAGUUCAAGGAGACGGUGCACAAGCUGGAGCAGGAGUCGGGCUUCUACUUCAACAUGAAGCACUUCGAGGACCUCGUGCAGGGUGGCGAGUGGGACAAGGUGGAGAGGUACCUCAGCGGCUUCACCAAGCUAGAGGACAACUGCUACUCCAUGAAGAUCUUCUUUGAGAGCCGCAAGCAGAAGUACCUCGAGGCCCUUAAUAGUCUGAACUGGCAACAUCAGCUCUGCAAGAACCCUAGACCAAACUCUGACAUCAAGACACUCUUUACUGCUCACUCUUGUGCUGCUCCUACCAAUGGAGCAAGAGCACCUCCACCUGCCAAUGGUCCGCUUGUUGAAUCCAUCCCUAAGUCAGCUAGAUUUCCACCAAUGGGUGCUCAUGAUCCACACCAAUGGGGAUCUUCAUGCUGCAAACGCUGA
This is a messenger RNA of Miscanthus lutarioriparius, 474 nucleotides long. NCBI's taxonomy places the organism in Eukaryota, Viridiplantae, Streptophyta, Magnoliopsida, Poales, Poaceae. The record is from the annotation of a GenBank genome assembly.